This is a messenger RNA of Colletotrichum orchidophilum, 456 nucleotides long. RefSeq lists its product as uncharacterized. The transcript has a single exon. The record is from RefSeq and is a predicted model, not a curated record. The coding region runs from base 1 to 456 and encodes 151 amino acids. NCBI's taxonomy places the organism in Eukaryota, Fungi, Ascomycota, Sordariomycetes, Glomerellales, Glomerellaceae.
AUGCAAAUUGUGGCUCUGACAAGUAAUUCACUGCUGUACCCCAUCAGAGUUGUCAAUAGUCAAACGGUCUUGCAGCUGCUAGUCUGUGGCAGGUCGCAGUGUAUUGUUGGUCGACGACUACUCGUGCCCCAACGUCAAACACCAGCUUCAUCUAUCUUUAUUUCGCAACCAGCAUGGGCAAGAGAGGCAAGUUCCAGCGCAUCCAGUUCAGUUGCCAAGACUCUACAUGGUUUCGGGGAGCCCUCGUCGUUGGAAGACUUGGGGCCUGUAUUGUUUCACAUCCGCUCAGACGCACUUCUCCACCACAACCCGCGGCACCACCAACACAUCACCAUUCCUUACCAUCAACGGAAACUACAUGGCCCCCCCGCCCCUGGAUCACCCGCGGCCCUUCAACCCUUCUCCCACCCCGAGAAGCCCCUCGUCAGGUCCGAGUGUCUAGUUCCAGGUGUUUAG